Penicillium odoratum is the source of this 597-nucleotide messenger RNA. RefSeq lists its product as uncharacterized. Lineage: Eukaryota; Fungi; Ascomycota; Eurotiomycetes; Eurotiales; Aspergillaceae. Bases 1 to 597 code for a protein of 198 amino acids. The transcript has a single exon. The record is from RefSeq and is a predicted model, not a curated record.
AUGGCUAGUCGCCGCAACCCACCAGUCACUGCGGAGGUUCUACUCCGAGACCUUUCAUCUCAGAUGGAGCAUAUGCUAGAUUUUCUGGAAACGGAUCUUACGCCUGCCAUUAUACGACCGAAAAUAGCCAAAGACAGUCCAUGUGUUGUCGAUCUCAUUUCAGCCGGUGCAAGCUCCAGCAGAUGGAUCCUUCGGCUACGAACUAUCCUUGAAUGGUCGUCUCUUGCAUCGGAAGAGGAGCAUUGGCUUCAAGCACAUGAAAUGGAACUGGCGCCUCCAGGGAGUCACAUCCAAGGCGUCUGGCUGAUGCCGUCGUUUCUUCGUCAUCUAGGUCGCUCAAACGAUCACAAUGCCCGCAGUGAUCUCCAGCAGGGCAGGAAGCUGAGGCGAAUGGAAGUGAAACUCGGUACUGGGAUUGCGCUUGUACUAGCUCCCGUGAUGCCUACCUUUCGGCGACUGUCCCUUGCGGAAGAAGCCAAAUUUAUUCAGCUUUUAGUGUCGGACUACCCAAGCAUACUUUGCGAGACUCAAAGACUUCGGAAUUUAAAAAUGAAGUAUCAAACAUUGGUAAGUCAAUUUGGCCUUGGUUGUGUCUAG